Molecule: messenger RNA, 2013 nt
Organism: Strigops habroptila (Kakapo)
Lineage: Eukaryota; Metazoa; Chordata; Aves; Psittaciformes; Psittacidae
Exons: 1
Coding region: 812-1438 (208 amino acids)
Source: RefSeq, a predicted model, not a curated record
AAGUUAUGGUCUCAAGGUCAAAUAACUGGAUGCCAAUCGCAUAGUCAAAGCAAAUAUCAUAGCAUAUUUGCAUAAGGAGGAAAAAAGAAGCUGCAUUAAGUUCCAUUCAGAAUCUUCAGUAGUACGGUGUUUACUGUGUUGUACUGCUCAAUUUAAACAACCCAAAAGAGGGUUGAUGUUAUUCUAAUGAAAACAAGGAAAUUCAGUGCAGACUAUGGCUACAUACAAAUGCAUGCUGUUCUAAAACCUCAAAACAGUGUGUUUGUGACAACUGAGGAACAGUCGAAUGGGCUUAUUUCCCUUAUUUUUGUAAUUUGUUUUUGACUCGUAGCAUUACAAACCAUUGUGGUACAUGAUUUUUAACCUCAGGAUGAUUCCAAUCAUCAUUUUAAAUGAUGCACUAAAAUGCUAUUCUGCUUUGGUAAAAGUAAUUUUUUUGUGUCUGUAUUAUAUGGGCCUCUAAUGGGAGGGAAUAUGCAAAGAAAUCAUACUUUGCCUAAGGUGAUUUAUUUGCUUGAUAACUGCGCUAAGAGGUACAAUGGUAAAAGUUAUUAUAUGCUUUCAGAAGAGGCGGCAUUGAUUUCUUAAAAGUUUUCAUGCUUUAGUGCUCCUGAUGUACAGAUAAACCUUCAGAUAUUCUAAUCUAGCUUUUAUAUCUCAAAUAUAGGGCACUGAGGAUUGGGUUAUUAUAGACAAAGUACCCUCUGAGGUAGUUGAUGGUGAAUCGAAAAAAAAUCUGGCAUACAAAGUAGUGACUGUGAGCAGUAAAACUACUCUUCCACCUGAGAUAUUAAAAUCCAGUACCAUUCUAAUGCAGAGCUUUGAGGACUUGGAAAGUGAAAUACAAUCCAAAGAGGAGAAUAAGCAGAAAAUGCUCACUCUAGGAAAGUCUUAUGAUACCGUAUCCGGGAAAAUUGUAACUAUGACAAGUAAAGCUAAAGAGGGUGAGAAAGCAGUACAGCCUUCAGUAGAAGCUUUGCAAAAAAUGGAAAGGGAAGUGCAAGAAUCUGUGAAAAUCAUUCCCGUAGUGUCCGAGUAUGAAAUCCUCAAGCCUGUCACUGAUGAGAAAGCCAGGUGGGGAUCCGACGUGCAGAGCACAAAAAGAAAGAUGUCUGACUCUUUGACACCCAUAAAGGAAGCAGAAUUACAGUUAAAAAGUCCUGAAGAGGAGAGUUUGAAAAAGACACUCAAGAUGGACCAGGAUUUGCAGUUACAUGGUACACUGGGAAGCUUGCAGCAUGGCAAAGCAGAAAAACAACUUGGCAGUGAAGCUAUAAAAGCAGGGGCAUUUGCCCGGAGAGAUAAGAGCCUGUCUGAGUGGAGAUAUUCCAGAGAACAGCCAUUUACCAUUGCUACUGCUCACUAUGUUACUGAGUCGUCUGCGUCCAAAGUAGUGGUAACAAGUGGCUUUGACUUCACGCCAUGGUUUAAAGAUUAAAGCAUGACUUCUUUUAGGCAAUCCCCUCACACCACCCUACCUUUUGGUUCUCUUGCUGCCUGGCUUUAUGUUGACAGCAGACAACCCAGCUUAUUUUUUUUCCCCUCAUACUUUGAAUCCGUCCACAGUCUGAAGCAGCCAUUACAUAAGGCUUUCAACCUUUCUGGUUUAUUUAAAGAUCCAUGUUACUGAAAUGUAGUAUUGCUGCUGUGGCUUGUUAAUAAAAGGAAAAAAAAAAAAGGUUUGCUUGAACCAGCAAAAUGCCAACGCUAACAACUAUGCUUUGUAACUACUGCUUACUACAGCCAUUAUGAAUAUGCUCUGAUUUAUUUUCCCAUUCUGUUCCUGUUUCCAACCUCUCUGUGCUCCCGCAACCUUCUCUCCCUUUCCUCUAUUUCCGCCUUCAGUUUUAGUAAUUAACAUGUCUGUGCAUGUGGGUCUGCCUUUCUUCUGUGUAUGACUCUACAUUUCUUUGUCUAUUUAGACUAAACAGUCCACCAGUGAAAAAACCUUGGAUGGUUCAGAUAUCUUCAGUUUAAUAGAGUCUGCCAGAAAACCGACUGAGUUCAUAGGAG